Nomascus leucogenys (northern white-cheeked gibbon) is the source of this 2530-nucleotide messenger RNA. The record is from RefSeq and is a predicted model, not a curated record. Lineage: Eukaryota; Metazoa; Chordata; Mammalia; Primates; Hylobatidae.
AUAACUUUUUCCUUUUCCUUUCUCCGUCAACUAUUUAUUCAGUGCGGAUUGCAGAGGGCGCAGCUCCACCGUGGUAACUUAAAAUGUGGCCGCCCCUGCGCUGGCUUCUUUCUCCCCGGCCCUCGGUGAACCCAGCUUUUCCUUUAAAGUAUAGACAAAUCCUUGCUUAGGGUCAGCCAGACCUUGGGCUUGCUUUGGGCGCCCGCGUGGACGCUGAAGGCCCUUCGAGAUUUGUCAGAAACCUUGGUGGGCCACGCAAAAAGUGUGUUGGAAAUCCACGGUGAUCCUUAGUGUGGUGAUGGGAUUGCCCGAAAAGGAUUUCAGAUGCAUGCCAGGUUUCCACUGAUUGCCAGAACUCGAGAUCACUACACAUGGAUCCCCAAAAUCAACAUGGCAGUGGCAGUUCAUUAGUUGUGAUCCAGCAGCCUUCUUUGGAUAGCCGUCACAGAUUAGAGUAUGAGAGAGAGAUUCAGCCUGCUGCUAUUUUGUCCUUAGACCAGAUCAAGGCCAUAAGAGGCAGCAAUGAAUACACAGAAGGGCCUUCAGUGGUGAAAAGACCUGCUCCUCGGACAGCACCAAGACAAGAAAAGCAUGAAAGGACUCAUGAAAUCAUACCAAUUAAUGUGAAUAAUAACUACGAGCACAGACACACAAGCCACCUGGGACAUGCAGUACUCGCAAGUAAUGCCAGGGGCCCCAUUUUGAGCAGAUCGACCAGCACUGGAAGUGCAGCCAGCUCUGGGAGCAACAGCAGUGCCUCUUCUGAACAGGGACUGUUAGGAAGGUCACCACCAACCAGACCAGUCCCUGGUCAUAGGUCUGAAAGGGCAAUCCGGACCCAGCCCAAGCAACUGAUUGUGGAUGACUUGAAGGGUUCCUUGAAAGAGGACCUGACACAGCACAAGUUCAUUUGUGAACAAUGUGGGAAGUGCAAGUGUGGAGAAUGCACGGCUCCCAGGACCCUGCCAUCCUGUUUGGCCUGUAACCGGCAGUGCCUUUGCUCUGCUGAGAGCAUGGUGGAAUAUGGAACCUGCAUGUGCUUAGUCAAGGGCAUCUUCUACCACUGCUCCAAUGACGACGAAGGGGAUUCCUAUUCAGAUAAUCCUUGCUCCUGUUCACAGUCACACUGCUGCUCUAGAUACCUUUGUAUGGGAGCCAUGUCUUUAUUUUUACCUUGCUUACUCUGUUAUCCUCCUGCUAAAGGAUGCCUGAAGCUGUGCAGGAGGUGUUAUGACUGGAUCCAUCGCCCAGGGUGCAGAUGUAAGAACUCCAACACUGUCUAUUGUAAGCUGGAGAGCUGCCCCUCCCGGGGUCAGGGUAAACCAUCAUGAUUUUUGGAGGUGGGUUGUACCUCCUGAACUUCUAGCUUUCAAGUUGGGGCUGGUUUUUUUUUCUUUUCUUUUCUUUAGAAUUUUUCCCUGUUUCCCACCUUCUCUUCCCCUGUUCCCAAGAUCUGACUCAUGGAUUUUUCUCUUUCCUCAUGGAUGAUCUUCAGCAAGAGUGGACUGGGAAACUGCACCUGGCUCCCACUUAAAACAAGAGCCUCUGCCAUCCACUUGAGAGGGUAUUGAGAGCCAGUGGGCUUUUGUGUAGCCUUUUUGUUCUGCAAGCAACUUUCUAAAGUUGUAUACAUGAACAUACACCCACACCCAGACUACAGUGAUUUAGAGUUGUUUUGAUUGGGUACUGUGGGAGCAGGGAAAUUGGUUUUUUAAAAAGCAACUGUUUAAUUGCUUAAAUAAGCUAUGUAUUAAAUCUGUCUCCAGUUAGGGCUAUCUUUCUAGCAUUGGCCCCUUAAGUAGCAUGGGGGAUAUAUUUUUUGCUAUAACGUAAAAAUUUUCCUUUAACCACUGCCCUCUCCUUCUUGUCCUCCAAGGUUCUUUCCCCUCGGUUUUGUUGUUGUCUUACUCUGGAGAUGCCAAGUGCAUUUUUUCUUUCUAUGUAAUUUUAGAUUCGCUUUACAAUGUAAAUCUUCACAUUGGAGAUAUAUUGGUUGGACCUUGCCCAUCUUCACUCUAGCCUUUGUAUUUGUGAAGGACUCAACAACCUUCCUUCUUCACCCCAUGCUUCUCACCAAAUUUUUGUUGUCAUUGAGGGCAUUUGGAUAACUCAAGUUGAUAUUUAUAGCUGAUCAAUCUAUAGGUGUCACAGAACUAUGCUGCCUAAAGUGAUCUUGGCUCCUUAAUGGUCCUUUUGGCCCCUUGGAUAGUUAACAGCUGAGUAAUUCUAAUCUCUUCUGUGUUUUCCUUGCCUUAACCACAAAUUGUGGUGCUUUUUGUAUAUUUUAUGUAUAAAUCACAAAGUUGAAUUCUGACUAUUUUUAAGACAAAAAGUCUGUUAAACUUUUUUAUUGUAAAGAAUAUUUAUUAUGCGAAUCUCUAUUAUUUUAUGGUAUUUAUUGCAAAAGACUGUUGAAAUGUACUCAUGUCUGAAUAUAACAAAAUAUCAAUACUUAACGGAAAAUAAGGUGACACGAAGAAAGUACAUAUGUUAACUAUAAUGCAGAAAAUAUAUUAAUUAAUGAAACUGU